This is a messenger RNA of Octopus sinensis (East Asian common octopus), 3287 nucleotides long. RefSeq names its product 5'-3' exoribonuclease 2. The record is from RefSeq and is a predicted model, not a curated record. Gene Ontology annotation, cellular component: nucleus. Gene Ontology annotation, molecular function: RNA binding; 5'-3' RNA exonuclease activity. Gene Ontology annotation, biological process: nuclear-transcribed mRNA catabolic process. Lineage: Eukaryota; Metazoa; Mollusca; Cephalopoda; Octopoda; Octopodidae. The transcript has a single exon. The coding region runs from base 121 to 2907 and encodes 928 amino acids.
UAAACGGAAGUUAGCUUUUCGCCCAUGGAUACCGGAAAUGUAUAAACAGCCAUUGUUUAUCGUAACUUGAGCGUUGCGAUUUAAAGUUACGCUGUUUGUUAAGAAUUUUGUUAAUCAAACAUGGGAGUUCCAGCAUUUUUCAGAUGGCUAAGCCGUAAGUAUACGUCAAUUGUUGUACAUUGUGUGGAAGAGAAGCCAAAAGAGAUUGAUGACACAACAGUACCAGUAGACCCUAGUAAACCGAACCCGAACGAUGUUGAAUUUGAUAACCUAUAUUUAGAUAUGAACGGCAUUAUUCAUCCAUGUUGUCACCCUGAAAACAAACCUGCUCCCGCAAAUGAAGAUGAAAUGAUGAUUGAUAUUUUUGAAUAUAUCGAUAGAAUUUUUAACAUUUGCCGACCACGUAAGCUUUUGUAUAUGGCCAUCGAUGGCGUGGCUCCACGUGCAAAAAUGAACCAGCAGCGUUCGCGGAGAUUUCGUUCUUCCAAGGAAGCAGUUGAAAGUGAAGUAGAGAAAUCUAAACUACGAGACGAAGUUUUGUCUAAAGGCUUCCAUUUACCACCACCGAAAGAAAAAGGUGAAAGAUUCGAUAGUAAUUGUAUUACUCCAGGUACUCCAUUUAUGUUUCGUCUUGCUGAAUGUCUUCGCUAUUAUGUCCACGAUCGUUUAAAUAAUUCGCCUGGAUGGGAAAACAUCAAAGUAAUUCUUUCUGAUGCAAAUGUUCCAGGAGAAGGAGAACAUAAAAUUAUGGAUUAUAUUCGACGACAGAGAGCCCAACCUGACCAUGAUCCAAAUACGCAUCACUGUCUCUGUGGAGCCGACGCUGAUUUGAUAAUGUUGGGACUGGCAACACAUGAACCACAUUUUACUAUAAUAAGAGAAGAAUUCAAGUAUAAUCAACCCAGACCAUGUGAGCUAUGUGGGCAGUUAGGGCAUGAAAUGAAAGAAUGUGUUGGGUUACCAAAAGAAGAAUGUGACAAACCACUUGCAAAAGCACUUGGUUCAGAACAAGAAUUCAUUUUUAUCCGAUUGUGUGUAUUAAGAGAACACUUACAACAACAACUCCAUAUGGAUGGGCUCCCCUUUAAAUACGAUUUUGAACGAGCUGUCGAUGACUGGGUCUUCAUGUGCUUUUUUGUUGGUAAUGAUUUCUUACCUCAUCUGCCAUCAUUGGAAAUCAGAGAGGGAGCUAUUGACCGUCUUGUUGGCAUUUAUAAAAGGUGUGUUUACAAAACUGGAGGAUAUCUGACUGAGGAUGGUGUGGUAAAGUUGGAUAGAGUACAAUUUGUAUUGUCAGAGUUGGGAAAAGUCGAAGAUGAAAUUUUCAAAAAUCGUCGUCAAAAAGAUCUUGAAUAUCGGCGCCGAGAAAAACAAAAUAAGAGACCUAAAUUUGGGGAAAAGCCCAAGUGGAUGCUUGGAGGACAAUAUGCCCCAGCAGCAGUUGGAAGUAAUAGGGACGCAAUUCAAAAUCCUCGUCAAACAGCAGCAGAUAUGCGUAAAAUGACAUAUGGUUCAAAACAGAAUCACUCUGAUAAUUUUUCCAGAAAUGAAUCUGAACGAAGCCAAUCUAACAAACGUAAGCAUGAAGAUGAAGAAGAUGAUGAGCCAGCAGAUGAAGUAAAACUCUGGGAAAGUGGUUGGAAGGACAGGUAUUAUAAGUCAAAAUUUGAUGUUGAUAAGGAUGAUGUUGCUUUUCGGCAUCAAGUUGCUAAUCAUUAUGUACGUGGACUCUGUUGGGUUUUGAGAUACUACUAUCAAGGAUGUGCCAGUUGGAAGUGGUAUUUUCCAUAUCAUUAUGCACCAUUUGCCUCAGAUUUUUUGAAUGUAGGUGAUCUAUCAAAUGAAUUUGAAAAAAACACUGAACCAUUUAAACCUUUAGAACAGCUAAUGGGAGUUUUUCCAGCAGCUAGUCGUCAAUUCUUACCUGUUACUUGGCAACGAUUGAUGGUUGAUGAAGAUUCUCCAGUUAUUGACUUUUAUCCUAUCGAUUUUAAAGUUGAUCUUAAUGGCAAGAAAUAUGCUUGGCAAGGAGUAGCUCUUCUUCCUUUUGUUGAUGAAAUUAGGCUAAAGAAAGCUCUUAGCAGUGUUUAUGAUGAUCUUACAGGUGAAGAAAAACUUAGGAAUACCAGAGGUAGUGACCGAUUGUUUGUUGGUUGUAAAAAUCCAAUUCACAGUUACUUUGAUUCUUUAUACGAGCAAAAUCAAUAUAAUGUGAAAUCACAGAUUAAUCCAAAGUUAGCUGAAGGUAUGGCAGGCACUGUUUGGUGUGAUAACACUGCUGUUUUACCAGGCCACACUUUCUUCUCACCUCUUUCAAAAUUGAAGGAUUUUAAAAACCAAGCAUUGUGUGUAUAUUUUGCUGACCCACAUUAUGGUGAUGACUUUUUGUUUUCUGCUAAAGUUUUACCUAAUGCUGUUUUCCCACCACCAACAGUCAAACCAUCUGACUAUGAUAGAAAAAAUCGUAAUCAGCCAUAUAGACCUCAAUUAGGAUUUCAGAGAAACUCUGGGUACCGUGACACAGAUGUUAAUGCAAUGGUACGAAUGAUACGCCACAGUACCAAUCAGCCGAAUCAACCUACACAACAAGGCUACUCUGGAGAUGGUGCUAGGAUUCCCCCACCUUUGGAGUUAUAUCAAGGAAGAAAUUAUAAUAAUCCUCCUCCAAUGUUGAUGAAUUGGAACAAUGACAAUUACAACAACAGUGGUUACUCUGGAAAUCGUUAUGGAGGAGGAGGAGGAGGAGGAGGUUAUAGGCAACAGAACAGAGGAGGUGGAGGAUAUAACAGAAGAUUUAAUAAUCCACGAGGUGGUGGAAACUAUGGUUAUAACCAAAAUAGAAACAAAAGUGGGUGGACUGAUCAGUAUGAUCAAUAUAGAGGCAAUAACUCUAGAUCAUACAAAUGAUUUCCCCUUGUUUUGAGGGUUUUAUAUAUUUAACCUAUUAUAUUCAUAAAUAUAUAUUUGGUGAUCCAUUCGUACUUAUAAACAUUUAUUCAGCAUUUUUUAAAAAAGAUUUUUCUGUGUACCAUCUAGUGGCUCAACUUUGCAGGCAUUUUACUAUACAAAAAUGAUUGUAUAUUAUUAAUAUAGGGCAGGGGGAACAAUUUUCAUAACAAAGUAGUGAAUAUAAAACAUUUGAGUUGGGUGUCAUCAUCAGCUUAUAUUUUUUUUUUUGUAUAAUUUUUAAAUCUGGAUUUUAGAUGUCUUGUCUAAAGACAGCUUCUCUGAAAUACUCCAGCAUCUGUAGUUAUCAAUUGGAUUGGUACCAGUCUUAAUUUGUAAUU